Sinocyclocheilus rhinocerous is the source of this 789-nucleotide messenger RNA. Its product is annotated as 3-ketodihydrosphingosine reductase-like. Gene Ontology annotation, cellular component: endoplasmic reticulum membrane. The record is from RefSeq and is a predicted model, not a curated record. Gene Ontology annotation, biological process: sphingolipid biosynthetic process. Gene Ontology annotation, molecular function: 3-dehydrosphinganine reductase activity. Lineage: Eukaryota; Metazoa; Chordata; Actinopteri; Cypriniformes; Cyprinidae. The transcript has 8 exons. The annotation marks the transcript as partial.
GUGACCGGAGGCAGCAGUGGGAUUGGGAAGUGCAUUGCCAUGGAAUGCUACAAACAUGGUGCCUUCAUCACUCUGGUGGCACGAGAUGAGCACAAACUGGUUCAAGCCAAGAAAGAAGUGGAGAAAUGUGCCAUAAAUGAUAAGCAGGUGGUGCUUUGCAUUUCUGUUGAUGUGUCGAAAGACUACACCCAGGUGGAGAGCGUCAUAAAACAAGCUCAAGAGAAGCUGGGUCCUGUGGACAUGCUGGUGAAUUGUGCUGGGACGUCUAUAUCUGGGAAAUUUGAGGAAGUGGAAGUCGACCGCUUUAAGAAACUGAUGGAGGUGAACUAUCUGGGCAGCGUGUACCCCACCCGGGCAGUGGUCACCACUAUGAAGGAAAGGCGGAUGGGACGCAUCAUGUUUGUGUCGUCACAGGCAGGGCAGAUCGGCCUCUUUGGCUACACGGCCUACUCACCGUCCAAAUUCGCCCUGCGUGGUCUGGCUGAGGCCUUGCAGAUGGAGAUGAAGCCCUAUAAUAUCUAUGUAACUGUGGCGUAUCCUCCAGACACCGACACUCCAGGUUUUGCAGAAGAGAAUAAGACUAAGCCUCUGGAGACCAGGUUAAUUUCAGAAACGUCUGGAGUCUGUCAGCCUGAGCAAGUAGCAAAAGUUGUGGUGAAGGAUGCAGUGAUUGUGACGAUGGGGUUGUUCCGCACCAUCGCUCUCUUCUACCUGGGCAGCUUUGACAGCAUCGUCCGCCGUUGCAUGAUCCAGAGAGAACAGUCCAAAGCAGCAGACAAGAGGGAGUAG